Molecule: messenger RNA, 2969 nt
Organism: Benincasa hispida (wax gourd)
Lineage: Eukaryota; Viridiplantae; Streptophyta; Magnoliopsida; Cucurbitales; Cucurbitaceae
Source: RefSeq, a predicted model, not a curated record
AGGCGACGGUGGAGGCAAGAGAUUUUCCGUUUUCGACUUCAGCGAAGAGGACGAUCGCGUUGAGAAAGUGUCUCGAAGCUUGCUCGGCAAGUUUUCUGCCCGCAAGAGCUCUCCCGUUGCCAAACAUCAGUUUCUCCAAUGCUGUGAGUGCUUCGUUCUACUACUUUUCAAUCGAUAUGGAUGAUUGUGGUGUAGUUUGUUUCGUUGGUUUGAGAGUUAGUGAAAACGGGAAUCGUUUGCAUGCUUUCGGUGUUUGGGAGGCGUGAAUUUGAUCGUUCUGGUUCUGGGAGAUGAGAAUCAACACGGCAACUGAAUGAGAAAGAAUGUUUUCUUCUAUAUGAUUUGGAAAGUUGCAAAAGGUGCUGAAAGUGUAAGCAGGAAUCUUAGCGAUGUGUUCAUUGUUAUUGAUGCUGAAGUUGGAAAAAGUGCCAACACUGAUAGUUUCUCUGAAGAUGUUAGCAACGAACUCAUUCACAAUGAUUCUGAAGUUUCUAUCUCUACUCUGAAUACAAGUCAUCAAAUUAGCCCUGGACCAACAGAUCUUGAUACUGAAGAUACAUGUGCAGAUCGGUCACUCGAAGGUAGUGGAUCUACAAAGCAGGAGAUUUUUGAAACCAAUGAUCAAUUGCUUUCUUGUUCUUCAACCAAUGAGGAUGAUGUGACAGUUGUUUUCCCUGAUUUUGUCAUCUAUGAAGGCAACUGGUGUACAACAUCGAAGUUAAUAUUUUCUUGUACCUGCAUUAAGCUCCAAGGUUCAGCAGUGAGUGGGCUGCAAAGGACAUUUGAUUCCGAAUGGGCUGUCUCUGACGUUGUUGGCAUUGAGUCAGAAUGGUGUAGUAGGGUUGAAACUGCAAUUGUUAAUCUUCGUCUCAAAGGAAAGCACUGCACGAGGGCUGCAAAUUCAAAUGACAUUUCAGGCAUAGAGUUACUGAAGUUUUCUGUUUGUGACCCUCUUUGGUCUGAAAGAGAGAAAGCAAUCAGAACAUUGAAUCUUAGAUAUAAUGACUUAUGGAAUGCAGACUACGAUGACAUGAUCAAAUGGGAGGAAAUUGUUUCCUGGAGACAGAGCGAUGUUUUUUCCCUGAAGCAUUGCUUUUCUGAAUUUGUUGAUACUUUUGAAGAGGUCAUCUAUCCAGAGGGUGAUCCUGAUGCUGUGACCAUUAGUAAGAGAGACCUUGAGCUUCUGAAGCCAGAGACAUUUAUUAACGAUACUAUCAUCGACUUUUAUGUAAAGUAUCUCAAAAAUAAAUUUCUACCGGAGAAAAACAAUAGGUUCUACUUCUUCAAUAGUUUUUUCUUUCGAAAGCUUGUGGACCUUGACAAAAAUUUAUCGAGUGCUUGUGGAGGAAGGGAUGCAUAUCAGCGUGUUCACAAAUGGACAAAGAAAGUAAAUCUUUUUCAAAAGGAUUAUAUCUUCAUUCCUGUUAACUACAGUCUCCAUUGGAGUUUGGUUGUCAUCUGCCAUCCUGGUGAAGUGGUAAAUUUGAAAGAUAAAAAACGUGAUAACUUAUCCAAGGUACCAUGCAUCUUGCAUAUGGAUUCUAUUAAAGGGAGCCACAGAGGGCUGAAGAAUCUUUUUCAAAAUUAUUUAUGUGAAGAGUGGAAAGAGAGGUAUGGUGACGGAGAUGACGACGAGGAUGUUUCUGCAAUGUUCUUAACCUUGCCAUUUUUCCCUCUAGAGUUGCCACAACAGGAAAAUUCAUUUGACUGUGGUCUCUUCUUACUCCAUUAUGUGGAACUUUUUUUGGAGGGUGCGCCAGUUAACUUCAACCCACUCAAAAUCUUGAAGUUCUCAAACUUUCUAAGCCAGAAUUGGUUCCAUCCUAUGGAGGUUUCUCUAAAACGUGCACAUAUACUACAGUUAAUUUAUGAAAUCAUGGUCAGUAAUCAAGCAAAGGAACUUUCUGGUAGCAUUGGUAAAUAUCCUUCUUCCGAUGCCAGUGAUUCUGACCUUGGAGAGGCACAUAUUUUCACAAUGACUCAUUCUGACAAUUUCUCAAGUGUUGGAAAAGAAUUUGGAUCGGUGUAUAAAGUAUCAUCUGAUACAAAUUAUCAACGAAUAGGAAGACAAUCAGGGAGUGUUAUGCCACCUAUUGAGGAAGAGGAGAAGGGUGAAAUAGCUGAUGAAUCACCACAAUGCUUGGAAGAUCGCCACCAAGCUUCGGCAGUUUCUGAAUGUUCAUCAGCCUUCAGCUUUGGCCAACAAUUUACAGAAUUAGAAAUAUCUUGGGAGGGGAGAUUUUCUAGAAACAUAAAAGAUACAGGUAGAACACCGUCACCUCGGCCAUUGCAUCGUGAAUCGCAAACCACAUUCGAAUUGGGGCGAGAUUGCACACCUCAAGAAACAAAGAGUCUGAACCAUCCAACUGAAGCAGAUAAUGAACCAUUGAUCUUAACCAGCUCAAGUGAAGAACUUGUCACUUGUGUAGUAGAAGACUCAGAGGAGGAGGGAAAUGAAAGAAAUGACGGAAUUGAGAUCGACGUUUCUUCCUCCUCAAGGAACAAUUUGUUCCUAUCAAAGCAAGUGGUUGAAUCUACCGCAAACUCAAGUGAUAAUAGACAACAUGAUCUGAUCCUAAGCAAUGAACAUCCAACAUUUGAUUCUAGCAAGCAGCAUUGUUCCAAUAGGCCCAGCUAGAGUUUAGGGUUCAAGGGGAAAUUAAUCCAACUCAUUAGAAGCCAUAUUCUGGAAUAACUGAAAAUUUUCAUUACCUGAUCUUGAAUGACUUAAGAUAGGUUGUAUAUAUGUUUUGGAUAGAAGAAUCUCGUUUCGAUAGCCUUUGUAAAGUUACGGUCUGUUUGUGAAUAUAGGAACUUAAGCAUAUAAUCAUCUUGACACUUGGCUAUAUGGAUUGUAAUGACCCAAGUGGGGAAAAUUCUAAUACCGUAGCCGUAUAGACAAUUUUUCAUACUACCUCCAUUCAUUGUCUGCUACAAAAAUAGAAUUUAAAGAAUUACGUGUGGUUUAC